AUGGCAAUGGCCGAAGUUGCAGCCACUCCAUCGCAAACCUCGGCUGCCGGGGCAGCGGUUCCUGCAGUUGCAGGUAGCUCUUCUCGGUCAAAAAGUCCGCUUUUGUUCGCCUCUUCGCCGCCCUCUACCACUCCACGUGCAAUCACGCAGCAUCACCAACACCAAAUCCGAACUGACCAGGCGCAGCCUGUGCAGCCUCAAUACAACCCAACGAACUCUCCGGGAGAUGGUAGUUCGACUAAUUUUUUCUCGCACCACCAGCGACUCUCUCCACAGGACUCCAUGCACUUAUCCUCCGCAGAAAGAAAUAUACCGCGCGGUUUACCUCCAAUAGUCUCUUCAAUGCCGGGCGCCUCACCCCCAGGACCUUCACAAAAUGACCCGCGACAACCAGUAUCGCCCAGGACUGUAUCUCUGGGUUUAAGUGACUCUUCGCAGGGCCUCGAGGGAGUUACGGGCGAUACGGCGCCGCGAAAAAGGUCUAAAGUUUCGCGCGCCUGCGACGAGUGCCGACGAAAAAAAAUACGAUGUGACGCGACUUCAGAAUCUGGUGUUGAGCAAUGCUCAAGCUGCAAGCGAGUCGGCUCCAAGUGUUCUUUCAGCAGGGUUCCCAUGAAACGCGGGCCAAGCAAAGGCUACAUCAAAGAGCUGGCCGACAGAUUAAAUACUCUUGAAAAUUCCAUGUCUACGGGUGACAUGCAUUCAUCUUACGGUUCGGGUAUGGCCGGCGAAGGAGAUCAGUCACCCGGUCCUUCGGAUUCGACGUCGCCUCCACCAGCUGGGCCACCCAGCUCACAGGGGCGGUCUAGGAAGAGAGCUUUGUCGACAUCUAGCGAUUUUCAAUCUUCGGUACACCUUCAGCCGUUGUCUCAAUCUAAUCCAACGGCCAGGUCGAAUGAACGACUACCUUCUAUUGAUUCGUUUCAUCCCACGACACAACAUCAGCAUCAACAGAGAGCACAGCUUCUGCAUGAAUCGCAACCACAGCGGCAGCUGCCACACCCCCAGCAAGCCCCGUCUACCCAUGCACAUCAACCUCCACCACCCCCGCCUCCGCCUCAUCAGGCGUCACGCCAACACCCUCCUUCAACUGCUGAGCCCUCUGCGCCUGGCUAUAGAGCUACUUUAUCGCCAAAUGGUAUGGGUCAGUAUUGGAAAUCAGUUCCUGAUGUCGGCGGCCGGCGUGCAAGUGUAAGUUUUCCGUUUGAAUCGCCAGAUCUUGGGCGCUCUGCUGCUGGCUCAACGCCUGGGGAUAUAAGUGGAUUUGAAUGGGAUGAUGAAAUAAUUGAUCAGUGAGUGAUCCUAAGAAUCCCAACAGCCUCUUAUAUAUAUCUUCAUACAUUUUGAUACAUUUUCAAAAUAUUUUAUGAAGCUCACUCGACGAUCGUUUAACCUCGUGACAGAUACUAUGAGUUGAUACAUCCGACAUUUCCCCUUCUUCCACACUCAAAGGACCGUCUUCACCAACGGUUAGCGAACACUUCUAUUACAGUUAGGGAGGCUUUCUUAGAGGCUCUGCAUGCUACCAUACGAUCGAACCCAUCAUCACAUCUUCGACCUAAUUCACCGCCAACAGAUACAAAGAAAGCAUGUGAAUUGACGUUGGCCUCUC
Molecule: messenger RNA, 1612 nt
Organism: Tuber melanosporum (Perigord truffle)
Lineage: Eukaryota; Fungi; Ascomycota; Pezizomycetes; Pezizales; Tuberaceae
Exons: 3
Coding region: 1-1296 (431 amino acids)
Cellular component (GO): nucleus
Molecular function (GO): zinc ion binding; DNA-binding transcription factor activity, RNA polymerase II-specific
Source: RefSeq, a predicted model, not a curated record